This is a messenger RNA of Nicotiana tabacum (common tobacco), 699 nucleotides long. Lineage: Eukaryota; Viridiplantae; Streptophyta; Magnoliopsida; Solanales; Solanaceae. The record is from RefSeq and is a predicted model, not a curated record.
AUGAACGAGGUAGACACGUCCUGCCUGUUCAACGAAGCACAACAGGCGCUUAACUGGUACCGGGAUGAGCUAAACCAGCUCGAAGCCGAAGUCAGAGAGCUUAUUGAGAAGAGAGACACGUACAAACUUCUUAGUGAGUCGCAUGAAGGAGAAGAUAAGAACCUUCGAGCUGAGUUGGAAGCUGCUCGGAAAGAACAUGCCGACCUGGUUGAACAGAUCGACCAACUCCGAGCUGAUAUGGAUGCAGUCGAGGCCGAAGAGUGGAGAGGCAGGACGGACUGCCUGGCCUUGGAAAAACAAACUGCCCGGGCGUUGUCGACCUCGGCAGAGGUCCAGCUUCGAGCGACAAGGGAGAAGGCUGAGGCACGAUCCCAAAAGAUCGAGGAGCUCCAGUCUCAGCUAAGCUCGAUUGUUUCUGAUCGAGACACCCUUGCCAAGGAGCUUAUGGCAGCUAAGUCGGUGGUUGAAGUAACCAAAGCUGAUGCCGACGAGAUGGUGGCCCAGUAUAAGGCCGAUGCCGAGGAAACCCAGGACCAACUGAAAGAUAUCACUGAAUACGUGAGAUGGCAAUCCCAAAGGGAGGCCCUCGAAGAAAUUCAUGCUCGGGGUUUUGAUUUAUCGUCCGAGUUCAAAAGUGCUAUGGGGUUCGAAGCCAAGACCAAGAAACUGGCGUAUCCCGAGGAUAAAGAAGACUCCUAA